Molecule: messenger RNA, 2298 nt
Organism: Bursaphelenchus okinawaensis
Lineage: Eukaryota; Metazoa; Nematoda; Chromadorea; Rhabditida; Aphelenchoididae
Source: the annotation of a GenBank genome assembly
AUGAUCUCACUACUACUAUUGUUGUGUUGUUUAAAAAGCAGUCUAGUGCUGGGUGGGAAGGCAAACUAUACUGCGCAACAGAUCAGUCAUAUACAUUCAGUAUUAAUACAUAGUUUAGAACAGCAUGAACAACGUGAGUUAUUUUUUUUUUAAUUUUUAAGUUAAUUUUAAAAUAAUUUUAACAUUUUUUUAAUAAAAUUAAUUUCAGAUCUUAACCAUCCUCUGGUGGAAAAUGAGAUUUUCUGUAAAUGUAACGUAGAUGAUUGUGAUAGUGAACUUGUUCAAAUAGUCGGCGAAACGGCUAGAGGGAUGUGUCGAGCUCGUCGUGGAGUUUGCAGACAAAGUGUAGUAUACAUGACAAAUGGCAAUGCAAAAGCGACCUUAGAGUAAGUGUUUCUAUCGUAUUUCAUAUUCAAAUUUUAGUUGCAUAGCACCUAUGGACUUGUCACCACCUGAAAAGCCGUUCGUAUGUCAAAAUAUGAAAGGAGCUGGCAGCAAAGACUUUGUUUUGUGUUGCAACGAAACUUCGUUUUGUAAUGAUUAUGAUGUAAGUACUUCUUUUACUACACCCUUCAUAUUCAACUCAACUAAUCGUGCAUUUUAAAUUAUUUAAAAAGCAUUUUUAUAUAAUUUUAAUGUAUAAAAAGUUCAUUAGUUGUACUUACAAUGUCUAUUUCAGGUACCGGUACCUAAAAUGCCUCAGGUCACAACGAAGAGUUGGCCAUGGUUGAUUGUGAUAUUCAUUGUUGCUUGUGUAUUUUCGUUUGCUGGUCUUGUUGUUGGUAUUUUCUGGUUCAGAAGCCCUCACUCCAAGGAAUGUAUGCAAGCCUUCCUUACCUGUUUCCCAGGAGCCCAAUCUACUAUGUCUUAUUACUCAGCGUAAGUUAACAUCAAAGGAAAUUAAUCUAUUUAAAAAGUUUACUAGUUAAAGUAAGCAUUGUUCACAUAUAUGUAAAUAGUAUAAUUUAAAAAUUUUAAAAUUUUAGAAACAGUGGCUUGAACAAGUUGCUAGAUGACAUCGAAUCCCAAACCAAACCACACAAUGAUGGUGGUGAGACUGGUAACAAUGUUUUGGUCCGCCGAACCAUAGCCAGACAAAUUCAACUGGUCGAGUCGUUGGCUCGAGGUCGCUAUGGAGAUGUCUGGCUAGGCGAUUGGAAGGGCGAGAAAGUGGCGGUCAAGAUCUUCCAGGCCAGAGAUGAGCAUUCAUGGCACAGAGAGACAGAAAUAUACUCCACCAACAUGUUGCGUCAUAAUAACUUGUUACGAUGGAUUGCCUCUGACAACAAAGACACAGGCGCAUCAACACAGUUAUGGCUAAUUACUGAAUACAUGCGACAAGGCUCUUUGUACGACUAUUUGGAGAAGAACGCUGUAUCUUUGGAUGAAGCCGUACAGUUCGUACGUUCGUUAGCCCACGGUUUAUCGUAUCUUCACACAGAGAUUCCUGGAAUAACAAGUAAGUUAACCAAGCGAACUUUAUGAACAAUUAUGCUUGAACAUUAGCUGAAAAGUACAAUUUUUACGUAAAAUCUGUUUGCCGUACUUUAAUAAACCUAAGUUUAUAUUGUUUCAAAAAUUUAGAUCAACAUUAUUUUUACUUUGUGUUUUCAGACAAACCAGCUAUCGCUCAUCGAGAUAUCAAGUCUCGGAACAUUCUAGUCAAGAAUGACAUGACGUUGGUAAUAGCAGACCUGGGGUUGGCUGUCCGAAAUCUACCCCAAAGUAUCGACAACCCAGACCCAUCUCGCGGCGGAACGGUCAGAUACCUGGCUCCAGAAUACUUGAGCGGUCGAAUCAUGAAGAAUGUAUUCAAAUCAUACAUCAAUGCGGACAUGUACUCGUUUGCACUGGUCGUUUGGGAGAUAACCAGGCGUGCUCGAGUGGUACACAACCAAGACCCACAUGCAUAUCAGAUACCCUACCAGGAGUUUGUGCCUCGAGAACCGACCACAGAAGAGAUGAGGGACUGUGUGUGUAGGGAAAGGAAUCGACCGACAAUUCUCCCAGAGUGGCAGACCAAUCCGGUAAGAUUUUUAAACCUUUUGCAUAUAUUUGCUGUUAUCUUGUUGUUGAACGAUGAAUAGAAUCGAAACUCGAGUUCUCCUCAACCAAAACAAGGAAAAACAUUGAUUUCGUGUUGUUUAUCUGACUUUAUCUUUGCAGAUCUCCAAAGAACUCCAGCGAAUCAUGGUGGAAACCUGGACUGAGCAGUCAAAUUCGCGGCUGACCGCGCUCAACGUUAGAAACACGCUAGAUAAGUUAUGCGAGCAAGAAAACUUGACGAUCAUGACGUGA